CUGAGAAGUUUCUCAUGGCUUUAACUGCGCAGGAGAUGGAGUUUAGAGAGAGAGAGAGAGAGAGAGAGAGAGAGAUGUGGGGGGGGACUGAGGGGACGGGGGUGGAGGCGAGCUCUGCGCAGGAGCUCUAAGUAUAGACGGAGCGCGGCGGAGGCAGGAGCACCAUCAGCACCGUGAAGCGUCACACCGAGGCGCGCUGAUGCUCCGCAGAACGACGGUGGCGAAAGUUGGGCGACCGUCUUCCAACAGCGUCCGGCGCAGCGAAUCCCCCGCAUCCAGCCGGGAGGCGAACCGAGCGCGGGUCUGGAGAGUCUGAAGAGCCCGGAGUCCAGAGCAAAGCGCGAGUCCUGUGCCGAGCCAGCUGGAAACCACGGACGUUUGCUGCGAUUUUGCGUUUUUUCCCCCACACGUGUUCGAAACAGGCGCGCGGAGGCGUGGAGUGAAAGUCGGAGACGUGCAUUAUUAUCCCAUGAAAGGCGCGCGCGUAAGUCGUGAGGCGCACGGAGAGAGAGAAAGCUCCUACACGUAGCCGUACACGUAGCGGCGCGCGUACCUGUACAGGUGCCCCAACAGCUGACUUGAACCUUUCAGCCAUGCGGAACAGAAGGCAUCUCCUCGCAGACGCAGAGUGAACUGGUGACGGUGGGUAGUGAAAGAAGCCAAAAAAGAGUCUAAAGAAGCCGCAUAUACACGUACAAAACGAGAGCGCUCGGUACGUUCCGUCUAAUCAAGCUCGACGUGAUGUCGGCGCUGAGGAAGAAGUUCGGGGACGACUACCAGGUGGUCACAACGUCCUCGAGCGGAGCCGGCUUCAACCCGGCGGCCGCCGAGAAAAAGAAGAAGCGGCAGCGCUUCGUGGACAAGAACGGCCGCUGUAACGUGCAGCACGGGAACCUGGGCGGCGAGACCAGCCGCUACCUGUCCGACCUCUUCACCACGCUGGUGGACCUCAAGUGGCGCUGGAACCUCUUCAUCUUCAUCCUCACCUACACGGUGGCCUGGCUCUUCAUGGCCUCCAUGUGGUGGGUGAUCGCCUUCAUCCGUGGAGACCUGGAACGUGAAAAGACGCACGACGACAAGUACACGCCGUGCGUGGCCAACGUCUACAACUUCCCCUCAGCCUUCCUCUUCUUUAUCGAGACCGAGGCUACCAUCGGCUACGGCUACCGCUACAUCACGGACAAGUGCCCCGAGGGCAUCAUCCUCUUCCUCUUCCAGUCCAUCCUGGGCUCCAUCGUGGACGCCUUUCUCAUCGGCUGCAUGUUUAUCAAAAUGUCGCAGCCCAAGAAGCGCGCGGAGACGCUGAUGUUCAGCGAGCACGCGGCUAUCUCCAUGCGGGACGGCAAGCUGACCCUCAUGUUCCGAGUGGGCAACCUGAGGAACAGCCACAUGGUGUCUGCGCAGAUCCGCUGCAAGCUUCUCAAAUCUCGACAGACUCCCGAAGGUGAAUUUCUGCCUCUGGAUCAGCUGGAGCUGGACGUCGGCUUCAGCACUGGUGCAGACCAGCUCUUCCUGGUGUCCCCUUUGACCAUUUGCCACGUGAUUGACUCAAAGAGCCCAUUCUAUGACCUGUCCCUCAGGUCCAUGCAGACGGAGCAGUUUGAGAUCGUGGUGAUCCUGGAGGGCAUCGUGGAGACCACUGGCAUGACAUGCCAGGCCCGGACUUCGUACACAGAGGACGAGGUCCUGUGGGGUCACCGCUUCUUCCCAGUCAUCUCUCUGGAGGAGGGCUUCUUCAAGGUGGACUACUCCCAGUUCCAUGGCACCUUCGAGGUGCCCACACCCCCCCACAGUGUCAAAGAACAGGAGGAAAGUUUGCUGCUUUCCUCGCCCCUCACAGCCCCUUCCCUCUGCCACAGCACCGGCGGACUGACCGAAGGAAGCGGGACACUUGAAGGCCUAGAGUUGCAGAGCGAUGCAGAAACUGCCUCGGUCAACAUGGCCGCACCCCUUACCACUACCAAGCUCCCAGCCAAGCUGCAGAAGCUGACGGGCCGGGACGGCGGUGGAAGAGAGGGCAUGCCUCGCAAGCUGCUCCGCAUGAGCUCUGAAAUCACGUACAACCUAGGAGACCUCCCCGUCAAGCUCCAGCGGAUAAGCUCCGCCCCCGGCGUGGCCGAAGAAAGGCUGCCCCCCAUCGGCUCCCUGCUCAGUCCUAUGGAGGACAAGCUGCCUUCCAAGCUAGGGCUGCUGGGUGGGAUUGAACCAAUCAGCCAAUCGGUGACUGACCUGCCUCCUAAGCUGCAGCGGUUGGCUGGAGGGGUAGGAGGGGUCGGGAUUGGUGGGAGAAUGGACGGUCAUCUGCCGCCUAAACUCCGGAAGAUGAACUCAGAGAGGUUCACGGGGUUAAGUCUGAAAUGAACUGACUUGCACUGAACCCACAUUUACCUCCUUUGUAAUUCACAGCUGAAUAAAAUGGACAAUGAUGUUAAAGUGGUACUUCAGAGAAAAAUCUAAUUGACACUAUUUCCUCUUUACCUCAAAUGUAGUCAGUAAGCCAAGACAUGUUUAAUAUUGGAAGUUCGCCUUUUUAGGGGCUAUAGUUGUCAUCAAACUAACAAGUAGUGGAAAAUUAUAGCUACCAGUUUAGCACUGAACAAGGUACAUUCUUCAUCCCAAAGCCUCUUGCAUUUAUAGUGUCAAGUUUUUAUACGUUUCUAGCUCUGAAUGGCUGUGUUUGGUCUUGGAAAACAGUUCAUUAGUUCAUAUUUUUAUUCAAUAAAUAUAACCAGACAGCAUUUUGCAAUCUAAAAAAUCCAUCUCAACACAAGCUAUUGCUGGUAGUUGGUUUCAUUUGGUCUAAGCUGGCCUUUAAUGGUCGAGGUGGUUAAAAAAAGCUGGUUGUCCAGGAGAAAGUAUACCAUAUACUGGUAAAAUCUGGUUAAUCAACUUAUUUGGUCAUGCUGGUUACUCUGAUCAACUAGCAUGAUCAAGCUUUGUCUUACUGGUUGCUUAGCUUGAGCUGGCCAUGCUGUUUUUUCAGCAUCAAGUAAUGGUUCAAAUAACCCAAAUCAGCCAUGAAUAUAUUCCACACUUUCUGUGUGAUGCUAACAGACAAGGUUCAGUAUACUUGCAUAUUUAAGAAGAUUUCUCAAGCUUUUCUGUACCUGCUGUUUUUACCAGUAUAUUACUUAUCUCAAAGCAUUUUUUGUUAACGUGUUCCCAGAGUGGCAAUAUUUUAGUCUUUAUUCACAACUUAAGACUGAGUGUUCAGAUUUCCUCCCCUGGUUGAAAUUCUUACUCUGAAAGUUUGGAGAGCCUUACCAAUCCCAAAUUUAAAAUCCAAGAUGGCACUGCCUGCACAGCAACAGUAGAAAAAGCAAAGCAAUGGUGUUAUACAGUUAGUAUCACUUCUGUCUAGUUUCUCAUUAAAUCAUACACACAGUACUGUCUAUGUGUGGACAUAAAUUCAUGGUGUUUAGAUGCACAAAAUCCUGCCUAAUUAAUUAUGGAAUUAGCAACUGGAAUUGCUAACAUUGCUAACCUAGGAUAAUGCUAACAAUGAUAACCAGUCUAUUCAUAAAUAUGGUACACAAUAUUCAAUAUAAAUAUUUCUGUUUUCUGUUAAAUAAAUCUGUUUUGAAAAAGUGUACAAUUAUCUUAGUGUUUAAUUGGAACACCAUCUGACAUGUAUUUUUUCAGGUAAAUGGGACACAAUUCUUGUUAGUUACAUUUGCCUUGUAGCACGAGUGUAAAACUAAAGAAGCACCAAACACGUCUUGGCUGAUCAACUACAUUUGCUGUAAGGGAGGAACAUUAUAAAAUAAAAGAGUUUUGGACUGAAGCAUUGCUUUAAAUAAGCAACAUUUUAUAUAUAAAUAAUAAUAUCCUGAUAUUCCUCAGCACAAUCCGGCAUGUUUUUUUGUUUUCACCAAGAGCAUGAAAUAAGGAAACAUUUAACAGAUAAUCAAUACAAAAACACAUUAUUUAUCAAUGUUCAACAAUGUUCAGCUCCACUUAUAGCCUCAUAGUCCACAGCCUACCACUACUGGUGUUCUUAUCAGAUGUUAAAUUUAUAUGUUUAUGUUGAAACGUCAUGUAGAUGUAGACAUGUAGGAUUUGUCAUCCAAGUUGGUUUGAGGUUUGUCGAAGAACGACUCUCUACACCCAUCAUCUCUCCAGUAUUCCCCCAGUCAUUAAAACGAUGUUGAAAAAACAUCAGAGCUUUCUUUGAAACUAUGCUCUAUUUUGGUUAAACGUGGUUAUUUGCCACAUGCACAGUAAUGCGUAUAUGAGUGUCAUAAUCCUUUAAAGUGUUUAAAUAACAGUUUUCUUGACAAUAUUAAGUGAAUUCCUUGUCAAGCCUUCCAUCUUGGGAUAACCCUGAAUGUCAAAAUAACUUUUGGUAUUUUCAAGGGACUAAAGACAUAUUCAUUAUUAUUUCAUUUUCUUUUUAUUUGGAUGGUUCAUUAUAGGUGCCUCAGAGGUGCUAACAUAAAAUUCACGUAACAUUCAACUCUGUGCUUAUUAAAUGUAACUAAACCCUGAGCUGAAUGUAACUGAUUCUCUAUAGAACCCAAUCCUAACCCAAACCUCAGUUUUAAAUCUAACCCUAAACCUAGACUUAAAAUUUGUUAAGAUAGAGUUUGGGUUAGAAAUGGAUGGAGGGUUACUUUUAAUACAGAUUUACUUUCACCUUAGAGUUUAGUUACAUAUAAUAGAAAUUCAGUUGAAUGUCAGUUGAGGCGUCUAUAGUGAAGCAUCCAAGUAGAGUUUUUUCAUAUUGACUCCAUAUUUAGUUGAGGUCAAGCUUAAGGUAAGAUAAUUUUAGAAAACCCUAGUGUAUAUUUGAUAUAGAGAUAAAAUUAACAAAUUGACAAGUGUACACAAGUGAAAAUGAAAAUUUUCUAAGCUGGAAAAUAUCAAUAUAAAUAGUCAAAAGGGCAAAAUGCACAGUAUUUUUAUAAUGAUCUAUACAUUUUUCUGUAGCCACUUGAAAAAUUAAUCUUUUCACUUUUCACUCUCAACCAAAAAUGGAACGUAGUUUCACCGAACAGCUCUAUUGAAUUUUGAAUGUCUUUUGAACAGCAUCGUGCUGGAGGGGUUGUCUGUGCUCCUGGAUUUAUGGUAAGAAACGUAAAACGUUUGGAAUGUUGUUGUGCCUAAAUUAGCCAUUAGCUUCUUGUGUCGAUUCUGAUGUUAUCAGACCUACACGAAGCAGCACAAAGCACAGAGAAGAAGCACAGAGAAGAAGCACAGAGGCGCCCACAGGUCACUUUCAAGGAAUGGACUCACUUUGGACAUCAUUUCUGUGAAACUCCCCGUUACACUCCUGCAUGUUCCGUAUCUGUUUCAUGAGCAUAACAGAUGACUCUGAAUAAUCAAUGAAUAAGCCUUAACUAAUAAUGAGUUUCGCCGCUGUACGAUAUGAUAAUAUGUUUCAUUACUGAUUGUUUUCCUCUGUUUAAUGUGUGACAGGAACGGAAUGGGGUGCUUUAUUGUCUCAAGCUGAUGGACAGUGUGUAAAUGAAACAAGAGCAGAAUGAUUGUGUUUAUUUGUUUUACACACAAAAAAGUCAAACCAAAUUUUUGUGUUUGAAAACUGAAGCAAUAAUUGAAUCGGAUUUUGGCGAUACACUGGAUUGGACAAUCUUGUACCUGUGUUACGUUAAUGUUUGCUGGUUUUUACAAAUGUUCAGUUUGACUCAAUACAUUUAGAGCUGCUUUUGGCCAAAACUGAAUUUGCAGAUUUAUAGUUUAUAAAUGAGAUUUAUAAACAUCUUAAUAAACGUGCAGCACAAAUGUCAAGCCCUUUACACACUUAGAAACUCUUAUGGGGUUACAUUUACCAGCGUUAUUCAGGCUUUAUAUCACUCACACAUGCAACUCUUAACCUCUUUCUGUAAGCAUACAAAUGUUUCUAAUAUUUUAUCAAAUUUUAUCAAACAGAUAUGUUUCUCUUUGGAUUUCCUGAAUUGAUUAGUUUCCAUUUCACAUGGUCCCAAUUCGAUUUGAUUUCUGAUUCAGUUUAAUUUAAUUUGAUAUUGAUUUAUUUCCAAACACAGGUUUUGUUUGAAUAUAAAACAAGAUACUAAUGUUUUAAUUGUACAGCAACAGAAAAAAAAAUAAAUAAAUAAAAAUCCAGAUCACCAUUGGCUGCAAAGAAUUGUUAGAGGCAUUUGAACAAUAGACCACUUGAGAACAUCCUUUGGUUUGCUCUUAUAGACACAUACUAACUUGUGUUUUGAAGGGCGCUGAUUAAAAGAUUGCCAAAGUGAACGAGGCCACACAGUAGGUCCAGUAUGUGCUACUGGAAGGUUUUAGUUUGAUCAUGAGUGGUACGUGGC
Molecule: messenger RNA, 6287 nt
Organism: Astyanax mexicanus (Mexican tetra)
Lineage: Eukaryota; Metazoa; Chordata; Actinopteri; Characiformes; Acestrorhamphidae
Gene: kcnj3b
Product: potassium inwardly rectifying channel subfamily J member 3b
Exons: 3
Coding region: 742-2361 (539 amino acids)
Biological process (GO): regulation of monoatomic ion transmembrane transport; potassium ion import across plasma membrane
Cellular component (GO): plasma membrane
Molecular function (GO): G-protein activated inward rectifier potassium channel activity
Source: RefSeq, a predicted model, not a curated record